Lodderomyces jiufengensis is the source of this 1575-nucleotide messenger RNA. RefSeq names its product Nar1p (gene NAR1). Gene Ontology annotation, cellular component: cytosolic [4Fe-4S] assembly targeting complex. Lineage: Eukaryota; Fungi; Ascomycota; Pichiomycetes; Serinales; Debaryomycetaceae. The transcript has a single exon. The record is from RefSeq and is a predicted model, not a curated record. Gene Ontology annotation, molecular function: 4 iron, 4 sulfur cluster binding. Gene Ontology annotation, biological process: iron-sulfur cluster assembly. Bases 1 to 1575 code for a protein of 524 amino acids.
AUGAGUGCAAUAUUAUCAGCAGAUGAUUUAAAUGAUUUUAUAUCACCUGGUGUAGCAUGUAUAAAACCAGUUCAAGAACCACAACAAACUUCAGAUCAUAAUGAAAAUGGUGAAGUUGAAAUUCAAAUUGAUUCAAAAGGUAAUCCUUUAGAGAUUUCAAAAAUUGAUGGCAAACAAAAUAAUUUAUCACCAGCUCAAAUAUCAUUAGCUGAUUGUCUUGCAUGUUCGGGGUGUAUAACAUCGGCGGAAGAAGUAUUAGUUGCACAACAUUCUCAUCAAGAACUAAUAAAAGCUUUAAAAUCAAAUAAAGAUAAAAUAUUCGUUGCAAGUAUAUCACAACAACUGAGGGCUUCAUUAGCUACAGCAUAUGAAUUAUCAGUUGAAGAAAUAGAUAAGUUAUUAAUAAAUUUAUUCGUCAAUCAAAUGGGAUUCAAAUAUGUGGUGGGGACUUCAUUAGGUAGAAAAUUAUCAUUAAUAAAUGAAUCAAAAAAUAUUAUAAAUCAAAAACAACAAGGUUUGAAAAAUCCUAUACUAUCUUCCAUUUGUCCUGGUUGGGUACUAUAUGCAGAAAAGACACAUCCAUAUGUAUUACCAAUGAUAUCAACAGUCAAAUCAUCACAACAAAUUACUGGUUGUUUAUUAAAAUCAUUAACUGCAUAUGACUUUGGAGUUUCCACAUCCGAAGUUUAUCAUUUAUCAAUAAUGCCAUGUUUUGAUAAAAAACUAGAGAGUGCAAGACCUGAAAUAUUUGGUGAUACAACACCUGAUGUUGAUUGUGUUUUAACAGCAAAAGAAUUAGUUACUUUACUAGAAGAAGAACCAAACUACAAAUUGAUACACAAAUUAUCACCACCAAUAAUGAAACAAAGUAUAGAUGAUGUAUAUAGAUCAGUUGCUCCCAAAAAUUGGCCAUUUGUUUCGUAUUCUUGGUCAAAUGAUCCUGGAUCAUCUUCAGGUGGGUAUGCUUUUAAUUAUUUAAGAAUUUUUCAAGAUGAUUUGAUACUAAAAGGUUAUAAUGAAUCAGAUUUUACAAUGAAAAUAAUUCAAGGUAAAAAUUCAGAUAUUUAUGAAAUGAGAUUAAUGUAUAAUAAUGAAAAAUUAGCUAGUGCAGCUAUAGUAAAUGGAUUUAGAAAUAUUCAAAAUUUAGUAAGAAAAUUAAAACCAAAUGGUAAAACUACAACAAAAGUUAAUCCUUUAGUAGCUAGAAGAAGGGCCAGAGUCAAAGAUCAAUCACCAAUAGUAACAACGUCAACAGAAGAAUUAGCAGAUGCAUCAAAAGUAGAUUAUGUAGAAAUAAUGGCAUGUCCAAGUGGUUGUAUAAAUGGAGGUGGUCAAAUAGCACCACCACAAGGAUCAUUAGAAAAAGAUUGGAUAAAUGAACUGUUAAUGAAAUAUAAUACUGUACCAAUGUUUGAUUUAUCAUUACAUCCAAAAGAUAUUGAGAAAUUUAUUGAAUGGAGUCUUGACUUUGAGAAAGAAUUUAAUAUAAGUAAUGAUAGAUUAUUUAAAACAUAUUUUAAUGAAGUUGAAAAACCAACUGAUCCAACAGCUAUAUUAGUUGGAUCAAAAUGGUAA